This is a messenger RNA of Saccostrea echinata, 402 nucleotides long. RefSeq names its product metalloproteinase inhibitor 3-like. The record is from RefSeq and is a predicted model, not a curated record. Gene Ontology annotation, molecular function: protein binding; metalloendopeptidase inhibitor activity. The coding region runs from base 1 to 402 and encodes 133 amino acids. The transcript has 4 exons. Lineage: Eukaryota; Metazoa; Mollusca; Bivalvia; Ostreida; Ostreidae.
AUGAAAACCUGGAUAGUUUUGUGUAUAUUUGCAUCCAAUAUUGGAGUGGUUUACACCUGCACCUGUUUGGGUGUACCAACAAACGGAUGUGAUUCAGAAUAUUCCAUUCUAGGAUUUGUGUUAGGAGAACACAUGAUCGGAUCACCUCCAGAUGAUGAAAUCAUAUACACUGUUCGAGUACUCCAUGUUUAUAAGGCGCCAGGAUUUUUUCCAAGGACAGUUCAAAUAAGGGCUUAUGUAGAGGGAUCACUUUGUGGCUUGCGCCUCAGACCAAGACAAGCAUACGUCAUAUCCGGUUUUACAGAUGAAUUCAGGCUAAGAACAAACGCAUGUGCAUUCACACGGGCUUGGGAUGAGAUUCCUACAUCAGAGCUGGGGAACCUGUUUUGUCGAAGACCUUAA